CCGGAGCCGAGAGCAGCCAGAGCCCGGGUCGCCCCUCCUGCCGCCUCCGACAUGCCCAACUUCGCCGGCACCUGGAAAAUGAAGAGCAGCGAGAACUUUGACGAGCUGCUGCGAGCGCUGGGUAAGAGCGGGCUGUGCUAGGACGGGGACCAGUUCUACAUCAAAACCUCCACCACAGUCCGCACCACGGAGAUCAACUUCCAAGUAGGGGAGAGCUUCCAAGAGGAGACUGUGGAUGGCCGAAAAUGCAGGAGUUUAGCCACUUGGGAGAAUGAAAACAAGAUCUAUUGCAAACAAACUCUUAUUGAGGGAGAGGGCCCUAAAACAUAUUGGACUCGGGAAUUAGUUAACGAUGAGCUGAUUUUGACUUUCGGUGCGGAUGAUGUUGUGUGCACAAGAAUUUAUGUAAGAGAAUGAAGAACACCAAUUGACUUGUCAUCUAGGAUGGAGUGGAGGAUUUGGAAGCAGCUGUUGUGAGAAAUCCUGCAUAAUUAAUAUCUGUGUGUACUGUUACUAAUUCACCAUUGUAUGUGACCAAGUGAGGCAUAUCAGAAUCCCUAUCUGCUAUUAGGUGUGUUUAGCUUUUGUUUUGCUCCUUUUGACUCUUAUGCCAUCACUUUUCUGUCUGUUUUGUGUUUUGUAGUUACAAAUUUGUAUAGUUUGACCAGUUAUUAAAAGUAUUAGGCA
Molecule: messenger RNA, 687 nt
Organism: Pelodiscus sinensis (Chinese soft-shelled turtle)
Lineage: Eukaryota; Metazoa; Chordata; Testudines; Trionychidae
Gene: CRABP1
Product: cellular retinoic acid binding protein 1
Molecular function (GO): lipid binding
Source: RefSeq, marked provisional